Molecule: messenger RNA, 1764 nt
Organism: Prunus armeniaca (apricot)
Lineage: Eukaryota; Viridiplantae; Streptophyta; Magnoliopsida; Rosales; Rosaceae
Source: the annotation of a GenBank genome assembly
AUGGCAAGCUCAACUUCCAUACUUCAACCCAAGAAACUCUCUCUUUUAAUCCUCAACAUAUCCUUUCUCUUCCUCUUGUGUCUCUCUCUCAUCACGACACAUCUCCAUUCUCUCUCUCAUCACAGCUCAGGCUUACUGGGCCAAUCCAAUAAUACAAAUCUCAGUGAGAUCAAACUAGUUGAUGGCUGCACAAAUCUCCAUGAACACACAGAUUAUGAAACCAAGUGCUUGUAUGUCAAAACACAAACAGGUUGCAGGCCUAAAGGGUACAUCAAUUAUCUCCAAAUAUUUUACUGCAAUCUUGGCAAGUUUCCAGUUCUAGGCCAUGCUGCAAUUCUACUUUGGCUUUUUGUUUUAUUCUAUCUGUUGGGAAACACAGCUGCUAAUUAUUUCUGUUCCUCCUUAGAGAGCUUGUCCAAAAUCUUGAAGCUCUCUCCUACCAUAGCCGGAGUCACCCUCCUCUCCCUCGGAAACGGGGCCUCCGAUGUCUUUUCGAGCAUCGUUUCUUUCACGAGAUCCGGUGAUGGUGAUGUUGGCCUCAACAGUGUGCUAGGGGGUUCCUUCUUUGUGUCCAGCAUUGUGGUAGGAGUUAUUAGCAUACUAAUUAGCCCUCAACAGAUUUCAGUUGAUGAGGCCAGCUUUGUUAGAGAUGUGAUCUUCUUCUUAUUCUCUCUCUCAUCUCUUCUUGCAAUCAUUGUUAUUGGAAGGAUCAACUUGUGGGGUGCCAUUUCUUUUCUUGCUAUUUACUUUGUUUAUGUUGGCACAGUCUCAGCCACUCAAUUAUACAAAAGGAAAAACAGAGAAUUGUUAGGGGACAGGUUUUCAACAUCUCUUGCUGCUUCAAAGAAUUUACCAGUGCUACAAAGCUUUGAUGACUUAGGAGAUAGUACUAGUACACCAUUACUAGGCUAUGUUGAUGAGGAUAAACCUAUUUUCGACGCGAAUUCGAAAGCCAGUCUUGAUGUUCAUCAAGAACAAAAUUCUGGGUUUUCUUAUUUGGGAACAUUGAUUUAUAUCUUGGAGUUACCUCUCUACUUGCCUAGAAGAUUGACCAUACCUGUUGUGAGUGAAGAAAGAUGGUCCAAGCCAUAUGCAGUUAUUUCUGUAACUUUGGCACCAGUUUUGCUGGCUGCCCUUUGUAACACACAGAGGGAGAAUCAGAGCUCAAGAGGUAAAUUAGUAACAUACAUGACAGCAGGGCUGAUUGGGUUGGUUUUGGGCAAUCUUGCAUAUGUGACCACAAAAAAUUGCGGCCCACCAAAGAAGUGCUUGUUCCCUUGGCUUGUUGGUGGGUUUUUUAUGAGUGUAGCUUGGACUUAUAUUAUUGCUGAAGAAUUGGUCUGUUUGUUAGAAUCAUAUGGGAAUAUACUGGGGAUUAGCCCUUCAAUUCUAGGACUUACUGUCCUAGCUUGGGGUAACUCCCUUAAUGAUUUGAUAGCUAAUGUUGCUAUGGCAGUGAAUGGUGGGCCAGAUGGGGCCCAGAUUGCUAUUUCGGGCUGUUAUGCGGGUCCCAUGUUUAACACAUUGGUGGGAGUGGGUAUCUCACUGGUUUUCUCAUCUUGGUCUGAGUAUCCAUCCUCCUAUGUCAUUCCCAUUGACCAUUCUCUCUAUGAAACGAUAGCGUUUUUGAUGGGUGGCUUGCUGUGGGCCCUCGUGAUUUUGCCCAAGAAGGAUAUGAAGCUGGAUCGUUAUAUGGGGAUUGGCCUUGUGGCAAUUUACUUGUGUUUUCUGUUUCUCAGGAUGGCCAUGCUCUUGGUCUUUUGA